Asparagus officinalis (garden asparagus) is the source of this 886-nucleotide messenger RNA. RefSeq names its product bet1-like protein At4g14600. The record is from RefSeq and is a predicted model, not a curated record. The transcript is spliced from 4 exons. Lineage: Eukaryota; Viridiplantae; Streptophyta; Magnoliopsida; Asparagales; Asparagaceae. Bases 222 to 587 code for a protein of 121 amino acids.
UCUCUCAAUUUCAGCCGUCAAAUGUCGCACGCCAUCCACUAAUCACCGUGACACCGUCAACCUACCGCCUCCUCUAGAAAAAAAUCCCCUUCCUCCGGCCUCCGCCUAGCUGGGCACACGUUAGUCAAAUCGAGGUCUUAAGUUAUUCCUCAUCUCUCCCUUCUUUCCGUUUUCUUCCACGUUUCUAAUAACAUUCCUUUGCGUUUCUCUCUGGUCCCUCGAUGGCGAAUCCUUACUACGGUUCUGGACCUUUGCGAUCCAGGCCGGCGGGGAAUUCAGAUGAAAUCCAGUUGCAAAUCGAUCCGAUUCAUGGCGAUUUGGACGAGCACAUCACUGGUCUCCAUCAAAAGAUUCGAAAACUCAAAGGGGUAGCUCAGGAAAUUGAAACAGAAGCGAAGUUCCAGAAUGACUUUAUAACUCAAUUGCAAAUGACACUACUUAAAGCUCAGGCAGGGGUGAAGAACAAUAUGAGGAGGCUGAACAAGAGCAUCAUUCAGAGCGGUUCAAAUCAUGUCCUACAUGUGGUUCUCUUCGCGCUCUUCUGCUUCUUUGUAGUCUAUUUCUUGUCCAAAUUCUCAAAGAGAUAGAAGUAUCAGCGGGAACUUGAGGAAUUUCUAUCUAGAGUGAGUUUUGUACUCUUGGUUUGUGAUUGUCGGGGAUCCAUAAAUUUGUCUGAAAAAUGUAUCUAGUCUUAAUGGAGACAUAUUCGAUAAACAUGCUUUUGUCAUCGUACUCUCUAGAACGGAAUAGUGUACAUAACCAUUGACGUACUGUGUUUUCCUGGUUCAAGUUAAUAUGCGUGGGCUUGCAAAAUAUGUUCUUUGCUCCGGGGACCGCUUCUGUGGGUUAUUAUUGUCAAUCAUUAACUAUGAAACGUUGUGUUUAA